UCAGCAGCGGCGGCGCUGACUCAGCACUCCGUGCCCAUAAAGCCGCGCCCGGCCCAGCCCGGCUCUGUGUCACCGUCCCGCCGCCAGGCACGGUCCCCGGGAGCCAUGGAGCUGCCGUGGCUGGGCGAGCACUGCUCCGAGCGCACCUGCAAACAGCUGGAUUUCCUUCCUCUGAAAUGUGACGCGUGUGGGGAAGUCUUCUGUAAAGAUCACAUCCGUUACGAUGACCACAAGUGCAGCUCUGCCUACAAGAAAAAUGUGCAGGUGCCCGUGUGUCCCCUCUGUAACACACCUAUCCCAGUGCAGAAGGGACAAAUCCCAGAUAUUGUGGUUGGAGCCCACAUAGAUAAGGACUGCAAAUACAACCCAGCACAGCAAAAGCAGAAGAUCUUCACAAACAAAUGCACAAAGCCAGGCUGCAAAAAGAAAGAGAUGAUGAAGGUGGUUUGUGAACAGUGUGGUGGCAGCUUCUGCAUAAAGCAUCGGCAUCCUCUCGAUCACGACUGCAGAGGGAGCAGCCAGCCCAUCUCCAAGGCAGGAUAUGCAGCUCUGAUGAGAGCAUCUCAUCCCACCUUCAAGUCCCCGGGAGCAGUUGGAGUGCCAUCUAAUGGGAAUCGUCAGCACAACAGGUAUCAGGGAAAAAGACAAACUAAAACCAGGCUGGUGUCCACACGGUGUGGCAGUGCCACUGUCACUCCUCUAACUGCUGUCGAGCUGGUGGCUGGCCUGUAAAUGCUGUUGGGAGUGCAGCGUUGGCUCUGAGAGCACAGCUAAAUCCCUGCUCCUGUAUAAUGGAGUGACUGAAGUGGCCUCAUAGACACCGGCAUUAGGACAUCAAAAUGUAUCUGCAAUCAAAUUGUAUCUGCAGGCUGGUCUCCCACCUGCUCAGUGAGAGGUUUGGCCAAGUUCUGGGGAAAUGGUGUGUCAUCAGAGAGAGGAAAGCACAGCAAGCACCUGAAUUAAAUAAAUGGCCCAAGCCCUUCCCUGGCAUCUUGUAGCUCUGAAAGCUCCAGUUGUGCAACCCUUACAGUGCAUUCUUAUGUCUUACAGGUGCAGAUAGUAGAGGCUCUUCACAUCUGGAUCAAACCUUUAAAAUGAAGUUGAUAUUUUAUCUCUCUUUAAUUUUCUAGGCAAUUAACUUAUUUUUGUGUCUUAAUUUUGUAUGCAUUCAAUAAACUGUUACCCUUUCCAAGCCAAUGUUAUUUGUUCCUCUAUUUUAAAUAAGAACUUUAAUAUUAGGAAAAAUAUUUGAUGUAGGAAGUGAGAUGAUGGUGGUAGGUAGAGGAUUACACUUGGUUUGAAUGAAUGAAAUACAGGUAGAUUUGCUUAGGUCAUGCCAAGCCUGAACUAGGAAUCUCCCAAAUGAAAAUGUGAAAUACAAGCUACUGUCAUAUGUCUCAAUCCUUUUGGAAGUGUUCUGGCUCUGCAUGACCAACAACAUCAACACGAAAUUUCCUCUUGGUUUCUGAAUGUCAGGGGAAGACCUUUAUUUAUAAGGCAAACCCAUCUUUUUUACAGGUGCUUUUUCAGGUCCUGUCUGAAGGCUGGUGCUCACACAGGCACGUGCAGUACAAUUCUUCAUCAUUUAUUGUCCCUUAGGCAGAAAUCUAGAUUUGCAGGAAUAUAAUUUGUGGUUUCAGGGAUAAAUGGAAGCCAGAGAGAGUAGCAUUAACUGUAUCUUGUGUAAUAAGGCCGAAAUACAGCUUUGUUUAGGGAGGCUGCUCCUGCUGUCUUCCUGAAAAGCUUAAACAAGUGAAGUCAUGGCAGAUAAUGCUCCAUCUAUUAUCCCGAUCAGCUCUCCUGGCUCUUUAAAACUGCAUGAGUAUCCAGCUGCUUCGCUUGAGGCCUGAAAUAUUAUAGGUUGAUGAAAUGGCAAUGUGCUGUUAAUGAACAAUGCUAAUUCCCCAGAUGGGAUCUGAGUAGCCCUCUCAUCCAGCUAAUUGUGAGAAAAAUGCCAGGGCUUCCUGAUGGUGUCAGGGGGUCAAGGCCUCAAUUUCAUGUGUCACUGGAGCCAUUCCUCUGCAUGCUGGGGCUUCUGGGCUGCAGUGUUGGCUUAGGACUACCUGGAGGGAAAUUGCAGCCCCUCAGUGCUCUGCAGUGCUGGGAGGAGAAGCAGCGUGCAGAGCAGUCUGAGCUCCUCACCUGGGAAAAACCAUCCUUGCUGAGCCUGUAAGAGAUGGGAGCGUGAGAGCAGGGAGUGCGUGUGGUUUGUCCAUCCUUGGGGGUGAGCAGGUGUGCAAAGAUUGUUGUGUCUCUUUUUGAGCAGUUUAAUCCUUGGAGUGGGAAUGCUGCCUGAGGAGGAAAUGCGGAUUUAGGCUCCUUCACAGGGACAGCACUAUACAAUCACCACCUUGAGUCACAGGCCUUUGCUAAGAAAGGACAGAUGUCAUUUCUGUCCAGCACAGAACAAGUAUCUGCUGUUCCAUAUUUAUAUUGCCCCAGUGUGAUUUCUAAUCCUGGGGAAGUUUUUGGGGAAGAUCACAGCUAGCUGGCCAAACUGAACAUGUAAAAUAGAUAUGAGUUAACACUGAGCACUCCACAUAAUCUAAUUUUUUUGCAAUCCCGCAGCCAAGAUUGUGAUUUGAUGGUAUCUGUAAUACUGUGUUCAACCACAGGAUGUCACAACAGGAUAUGCAGUAACACAAUCUAUUUUAGGAAGUCUAAACAUAGAAAAUAUUGGAGCAAAAGUUUAAAUUACAGCUUUAGUUUUAGGUACCACCACCCUCUGAUUAUCCCAUGUGCCAACACCCUAACUCAGCCCUAGCACAUUGCUGUAUUUUACAUACAGUUUAUAUUUUUUGAGUAUCAUUUCUAAUUGGACACCCAUUCCCAAACAAUGCCACGGACCCCAGCGGUGCUGUGGGAAGGGAAUUCCAGGUUCUGACCGUGGUGUGAGGACACGGCCCAGGGCAGAGAGGCUCUCCCAGCCCAGCAGGGAUGGCUGGGGCAGGAGGGCACCUCGGUGGGGAGGAGGAAAGCAGAGGUUGUCCCUUCCCACCACUGCCUGCAAUGGUACAGGGAUGUGUUUGCCAGCAGCAUCUGCUCCCACAUCCAGCAUCUCAGGGAUGCUCCAAGCAAAGGGAAACAACAGCCCUGUCUGAAAAAUAAUGUCACCUACGUGUGUGUAUGUGGUAAAGAUUCUGGCCCUGAAGUUACCAAGGGGACGGAAAAGUUUGUGCAUGGGGUAUUUAUAGAAAAUGAAAACAUGGAAACCAAUUUGCUUCCUGGAAAUUGUCCUCGGAGGUGUUUUCUCCACCAGGCAAACCACACCCUUGGCCUCUUCCCACGCAUUCCACGAGGCCCCAUCGGGACACGCGUACUGCUGUCUCACACUUCAGGAUCUUUCAGGAUCUGGAGCCUUUAGGAUCUACGGGCUCAAGGGGAUCGGAGCUGCUCUCCAGAGAGCCGCACCUCAGUGUGUCCGCAGCGGCCCCAGGCCAGCCCGCUGUCACCGGCAGCACCCGGGAGCGCCGGGCUGGCUCCCACCGGCGGUGUGCAGGGUGGGCUGGGGGCUGCCAGGCCCCGGGGGCCCCUGCCAGGAUUCGGGAGGAUUCCUGUCAGGACUGGGGACCCCUGCCAGGCCCUGGGGGGUCCCAGGGCGGACCCCGGCCAGGCCCCGAGGAUCCCUGUCAAGAUGCGGGGAUCCCUGUCACGACACGGGACGAUCCGUGCCAGGCUCCGGGGGGUGCCGGCAGGGUGCAGAUGGGUCCCAGGUAGGAUGCGGGCUGGAUCCCGGCCAGGAUGCGGGCGGAUCCCGGCCCGGUCCCGAUUCCAGCAAUCUCCCGGGCCAAAGGGCGGGGCCACAGGCGGAGCUCGGCGCGGGAAGAUGACGUCACCCGCACCGCCAGAAGCCGGCGGAGCGUUCCGCGGCACACGUGUUCCUGAUGGGCGCUUUAACUCCGAGCGCUGCUUCCUAUUGGCCAUCGGGAUGACUGACAGUUCGAGAGCCAACCAGAUGCCGCCAUUCUCCCCGCGUAGCCAAUAAGAGGCAGGGGGCGGGCGGCGGCGCCAAGCGUGCGGCUCAGUUGAAUGUGCCGGGGCGGCGGCUGCGGGAGAACAGCAUUUUAGAAUGCCAAAAAUGAUUGUGGAAAAAAAAGAAAAGAAGGCAGAAAAAAGAAAAAAGCUGAAGGAAGAUGUGGCCCAAAAGGACGAGCUGGAAUUGGAAACCAAACUGAAGAAAAA
Motacilla alba alba is the source of this 4182-nucleotide messenger RNA. It is a transcript of the gene ZFAND2A, whose product is annotated as zinc finger AN1-type containing 2A. Gene Ontology annotation, cellular component: endoplasmic reticulum; cytoplasm. The transcript is spliced from 6 exons. The record is from RefSeq and is a predicted model, not a curated record. Gene Ontology annotation, biological process: proteasome-mediated ubiquitin-dependent protein catabolic process; protein targeting to ER. Bases 106 to 732 code for a protein of 208 amino acids. NCBI's taxonomy places the organism in Eukaryota, Metazoa, Chordata, Aves, Passeriformes, Motacillidae. Gene Ontology annotation, molecular function: zinc ion binding.